AGUGCCACCGUGUCCAAAGUGAGAAGACCCAGACGAUACUUCAGUCUGUGGCUGUCUUGUUUACAGUGGUUGUGCCAGGCCUUUGAAGACCUGUGGCAGACAACGUGUUAAGAUUUUAUUGCUUACCUUUAUUAUUUCGUUACAAGGGUCAGUGUAUGAAUCCAAUCUGGAUCGAGGCGGCAACAACAGGAAGAAGAAGAUAGAGGAAUUCUCUAGGUCUUCUCGGGAGAAACUAGUCCAGUCAAAGAACAAAAUGUUUUCCAAAUUUACGUCCAUUCUUCAACAUGCUGUUGAAGCGCUUGCCCCGUCGCUGCCCUUGCAGGAGGACUUUGUCUAUCACUGGAAGGCAAUUACACAUUAUUACAUCGAGACAUCUGAUGACAAAGCUCCAGUCACAGACACCAAUAUCCCAUCCCACCUGGAACAGAUGCUGGACAUCCUGACCCAGGAGGAAAGGGAGAGGGAGUCUGGAGAGACGGGGCCCUGCAUGGAGUAUCUCCUCCACCACAAGAUCCUCGAGACUCUCUACACCUUGGGAAAGGCAGAUUGUCCUCCGGGGAUGAAGCAGCAGGUGCUCACCUUCUACACAAAGCUGCUAGCACACAUUCGUCAACCUCUCCUGCCACACAUCAAUGUCCACAGACCUGUGCAGAAACUGGUCCGUCUGUGUGGAGAUGUGCUGGCUGCUCCUACAGAAAACGAAGAGAUUCAGUUCCUCUGUAUAGUCUGUUCCAAACUGAAGCAGGACCCAUACCUUGUCAACUUCUUCCUCGAGAACAAAUCAAAGCGACCUGAGGCGAAGAGACCUACAGAGGCGGGGAAGGACAAUGUGUUGGAUCCAGACACCGGUCAGUCUGCAGCAAUGGGGCGGGCUGACCACCCAGAGGAAGCUGCAGCUGUUGCCUCCACUUCUAGUCCCACCAAUAACAACAAUAACGGCAACAAUUACAAUCUCGUCACAUCGCUGCUCAACCUCACAAAGAGCCCCGAUGGCAGGAUAGUGGUGAAGGCAUGCGAGGGUCUGAUGCUGCUGGUCAGUUUGCCAGAGCCUGCAGCUGCCAAGUGUUUAACAGAAAACACAGGGCUCUGUGAGCUGCUGACUGACAGGCUGGUGUCCUUCUAUAAAGCCCUGCCACAGUCCAUGGACCCCUUGGACAUCGAGACGGUGGAGUCUGUUAACUGGGGUCUGGACGUGUAUAACCUGAAGGAGGAUGCUGCUAUCUUCACAGGAAAGAGGCCUCUCAUCUCCUUCCUGUCGUGGCUAGAUUACUGUGACCAGCUCAUCAAGGAGGCUCAGAAGUCAGCAGCAGCAGUGAUGGCAAGAAAUGUGAGGGAAAGAUUCUUUGUGUCUGUGAUGGAGCCGCAGCUGAUGCAGACGUCGGAGGUGGGCAUCCUGACCUCCACGGCCCUGCUGAACAGGAUCAUCAGGCAGGUGACCUCAGAGGCUCUGCUGCAGGAGAUGAUCUACUUCCUGCUGGGAGAGGAGACGGAGCCAGAGACUGCUGCGACUGUGGCUCAGAAUCCACUGCGACACAGACUCAUCGAGCACUGCGACCAUCUCUCAGACGAGAUCAGCAUCAUGACGCUGCGGCUGUUUGAGCAGCUGAUCCAGAAGCCCAACCAGCACAUCCUGCACAGCUUGGUGCUGCGCGGCCUGGGGGAGAGGAACUACCUGGAGAACAAACCCCAGGAGGAGCGGGAGCCCCUGGAGAACGGGCUGCCCCACGAUGCUGUGUAA
Molecule: messenger RNA, 1738 nt
Organism: Notothenia coriiceps (black rockcod)
Lineage: Eukaryota; Metazoa; Chordata; Actinopteri; Perciformes; Nototheniidae
Gene: fhip2a
Product: FHF complex subunit HOOK interacting protein 2
Exons: 11
Coding region: 254-1738 (494 amino acids)
Source: RefSeq, a predicted model, not a curated record